UUUCCCAAUUGAUGCUGUGCUUGAAUGCGCCCUGAGACCAAAUCGGAAGAUCAGAUUCGGGAGAGCUGAUGCCUUCUUUGCCGAUGUUCAUGUUGUUGUGGCAGUAACAAUUGGUGGUUCCUGCAAGCACGCCAAGACGCUGUUGAAGAAUCGGCCGGAACCGUCGCCGUCGGCUCGCCGCUGCUGCUUCUUCCGUGGAUAAGAUUGGUGGCUGAGGAUCCACCACCGCCAUCAUCAGAAGAAGAAGUAGAGGAAGAAAACAGAAACAGAAGGGAAGAGGGAGAAAAGGGCAGGGGUGGAGAUGGCUAUAGCGGCGCCAGGGCAACUGAAUAUAACCGAAUCACCGUCCUGGGGAUCGAGAAGCGUCGACUGUUUCGAGAAAUUGGAGCAGAUUGGCGAAGGCACCUAUGGUCAAGUUUAUAUGGCUAGAGAAAUAAAAACUGGGGAAAUUGUUGCUUUGAAGAAAAUACGGAUGGACAAUGAAAGAGAGGGGUUCCCUAUAACUGCCAUUCGGGAAAUUAAAAUAUUAAAGAAGCUGCAUCAUGAGAAUGUGAUUAAGCUGAAAGAAAUUGUAACAUCUCCAGGUGCUGAUAAGGACGAACAAGGCAGGCCAGAGGUUAAUAAAUACAAAGGUGGCAUCUAUAUGGUCUUUGAAUACAUGGACCAUGAUUUGACAGGUCUUGCUGAUCGUCCUGGGAUGAGAUUUUCAGUUGCACAGAUUAAGUGCUAUAUGAGACAGCUUUUAACAGGGCUUCACUAUUGUCAUGUAAACCAAGUACUGCACCGUGAUAUCAAGGGCUCUAAUCUUUUGAUUGACAAUGAGGGAAAUUUGAAGCUCGCAGACUUUGGCCUUGCCCGUUCAUUUUCAAAUGAUCAUAAUGGGAAUCUCACAAAUCGUGUAAUUACUUUAUGGUAUAGACCUCCAGAGUUGCUUCUUGGAACCACAAAGUAUGGUCCAGCUGUUGAUAUGUGGUCAGUUGGUUGUAUCUUUGCUGAGCUUCUACAUGGGAAACCAAUCUUUCCUGGAAAAGAUGAGCCAGAGCAAAUAAACAAGAUAUUUGAACUAUGCGGCGCUCCUGAUGAGUCUAAUUGGCCCGGGGUCUCGAAGAUUCCUUGGUAUAACAAUUUCAAGCCAACAAGGCCAAUAAAGAGACGUCUCAGGGAGGUCUUCAGACAUUUUGAUCGGCAUGCUUUGGAAUUACUUGACAAAAUGCUGACUCUCGAUCCAUCUCAGAGAAUUUCAGCUAAGGAUGCACUUGAUGCAGAGUAUUUUUGGACGGAUCCAUUACCUUGUGACCCCAAGAGUUUGCCAAAGUAUGAAUCUUCCCAUGAGUUCCAAACAAAGAAAAAGCGGCAGCAGGCGCGACAGCAUGAAGAAAAUGCAAAACGCCAGAAACUACAGCACCAACAGCAGCAUUCUCGACUUCCUCCAAUUCAACAGACUGGUCAAGGACAUGGACAGAUGCGACCAGGGCCCAACCAACAACUGCAUGGUUCUCAACCCUCGGUAGCUGCUGGACCUAGUCACCAUUACGGGAAGCCUCGUGGGCCUUCUGGAGGACCAAGCAGAUAUCCCCAGGGUGGAAACCCCGCUGCAAGUGGGGCAUACAGUCAUGGGAAUCGAGGUCAGGGAGGAGGUUAUGGUAGUGGGGCUUAUCCUCCACCUCAAGCGCGCAGCGGUGCAUAUGGCUCCAGUGCUGGUCCCCGGGGAGGAGGGGUUAGUGGCUAUGGAGUGGGUGCUCCAAAUUACAAUCAAGGAGGCGGUGGUCCCUAUGGGGGUUCUGGUGCUGCAGGUCGCGGCUCCAACAUCAUGGCUGGGAAUAGGAAUCAACAAUAUGGUUGGCAGCAGUGAUGGAGAUGGAGUAGCAGCAGCCUCUUAACUGACUGUUAAUUGGGCUCUCUAUGUCAAAGUCAAUCUCCAGUGUCAUGUGGUGUUUUCAUCUUUUAUAUGAUGCUAUUAUUGUUAUUAUUAUUAUUAUUAUAAUGAUAGAAAGAGGACCGGAGAGUUGGUGCAUUUGCACUAUUUACCUUUGUGGAACAUUGAUUGCUGUUACAGAGGAGAAGAUAUAUAUACAUAUAUAUACACACACAUAAUGAUCAUGCAUGCAUGCAUGCAUUGCUCCUC
Molecule: messenger RNA, 2125 nt
Organism: Diospyros lotus (date-plum)
Lineage: Eukaryota; Viridiplantae; Streptophyta; Magnoliopsida; Ericales; Ebenaceae
Product: cyclin-dependent kinase C-2-like
Exons: 12
Coding region: 302-1852 (516 amino acids)
Biological process (GO): protein phosphorylation; positive regulation of transcription elongation by RNA polymerase II
Cellular component (GO): cyclin-dependent protein kinase holoenzyme complex; nucleus
Molecular function (GO): RNA polymerase II CTD heptapeptide repeat kinase activity; cyclin-dependent protein serine/threonine kinase activity; ATP binding
Source: RefSeq, a predicted model, not a curated record